CAGAACAGAGGAAAAAAGCCAAUUCCCGCCGGACAUAACUCCUCUCAUCUUGGCAGCGCACUACAAUAAUCAUGAGAUUAUACAGAUGUUUUUGUCACGUAACCACACCAUCGAAAAACCUCAUCCAAUUUCUUGUAAAUGUACGGGAUGUGUGACAAAACAGAACUAUGAUUCUCUCAAAAGAUCGCGAUCACGUCUGAACGCUUAUAGGUCCCUUGCCAGUCCUGCUUAUAUGGCGCUUUCCAGUCCAGACCCGAUUAUGACAACCUUUGAACUUCGACAGGAAAUGCAGAAAUUAGCUGAAGUCGAAAAAGAAUUCAAGAACGAAUAUUUGGGUCUUGUAGAACAAUGCAUGGAUUUCGCUUGUGAACUUAUGGAUCUAUGUCGAGGUACCCAAGAAGUUGAAGCUGUUCUCAGUGGUGGCUGGGGGGAUAUUAGUAUCAGAGAUCCUCUCGCUCGUUUGAAAAUGGCGCUAAGAUAUGAGGAAAAGAAG
Octopus sinensis (East Asian common octopus) is the source of this 493-nucleotide messenger RNA. Its product is annotated as short transient receptor potential channel 3-like. The transcript is spliced from 2 exons. The record is from RefSeq and is a predicted model, not a curated record. Gene Ontology annotation, cellular component: membrane; cation channel complex. The annotation marks the transcript as partial. Gene Ontology annotation, biological process: manganese ion transport; regulation of cytosolic calcium ion concentration; calcium ion transmembrane transport. Lineage: Eukaryota; Metazoa; Mollusca; Cephalopoda; Octopoda; Octopodidae. Gene Ontology annotation, molecular function: inositol 1,4,5 trisphosphate binding; store-operated calcium channel activity.